UCACUGUCCAGUAAUGGUUUUCUUUAUCAAACCAAAUCACAGAGCGAGCUAUAACGCUUUUUAAAACACCGGUGGAGGGAAGUAUUUGUGAAGGAGGAGGAGUUUAUUUUAUUUUAUUUUUUAAAAUGAGGUUCCUAAAUUUGUGGGCAUUGAUUCUAGGUUUUGUUAGUUUAGUUGAUUUUAGUAAGAAUUGGGUGCCGGUUGAAGCUGGCUUUGAGGGUUUCAAGUUUGCACAAGAAGAAGCUAUUUUUCAUGUUGAUGGAGAUGGACUUCCUUCUACUUCAGAUUCAUCUGAUCCUAAAUUGGUUGAUCUCACACUUAUUCAAGGAGCUGCCGAUAAAGGAGCUGUUUGUUUAGAUGGAACUCUUCCUGGUUACCAUUUAGACAGAGGAUUUGGGUCAGGGGCAAACAGUUGGCUCAUCCAAUUGGAGGGAGGAGGUUGGUGCAAUACCAUUAAAAAUUGUGUUUAUCGCAAAACGACUCGUCGUGGCUCAUCAAAAUUUAUGGAAAAGAAAAUUGCGUUUACAGGAAUUUUGAGCAACAAAUCUGAGCAAAAUCCUGAUUUUUUCAAUUGGAAUAGAGUCAAGCUUCGUUACUGUGAUGGUGCAUCAUUUACCGGGGAUAGCCAAAAUGAGGCCAAUCAAUUGUAUUUUCGAGGGCAGCGGAUCUGGUUAGCGGGGAUGGAAGAGUUGAUGUCCAAGGGGAUGUCUAACGCCAACCAGGCCCUUCUUUCUGGAUGCUCUGCUGGGGGUUUAGCAUCCAUUCUGCAUUGCGAUGAGUUUCGGGAGUUAUUUCCAUCAACUGUUAAAAUCAAGUGUCUGAGUGAUGCUGGAUUUUUCCUUGACGCGAUUGAUGUAUCUGGCGGUCGAACUCUAAGAGAUAUGUAUGAAGGUGUGGUUAGCUUACAGGGGGUGGAAAAGAACUUGCCUCAAAAGUGUGCUGACCCAACUUCGUGCUUCUUUCCUCAAAACUUGAUUAACAACAUAUCAACCCCACUAUUUCUACUGAAUGCUGCCUAUGAUGCAUGGCAGGUCCGAGUUAGUUUAGCACCUUCAUCAGUUGACCCUAAAGGUCUCUGGAAACAGUGUAAAUUGAAUAUUGCAAAUUGCAGUGAAUCACAGAUCCAAUUCCUUCAAGGUUUCAGGCAUCAAAUGCUCACUGCUGUAGACCAGUUCUCAAGGAAGAAGAAAAAUGGAGUAUUCAUAAAUUCAUGUUAUGCUCAUUGCCAAAGUGAGAUACAGGAUAUUUGGUUCGCCGAAGAUUCUCCCCUUAUCAAAAACAGGGGUAUCGCACAAUCUGUUGGAGACUGGUAUUUUGAUCGUGUGAAAGUAAAGGCGAUUGAUUGCCCAUACCCUUGUGACAAAACAUGUCAUAACCUGGUUUCAAAACAUGUCAUAACCUGGUCUCAAAGUGAUUGAACUAUUUUACCUUUUUCCCUCAAUUUAUUUGGCUUGGAAUUGACAAUCAUAAGAUACAAAUUAACUAAGAGUUCGCAGAGGAAGGAUAAGUAAUCCCACCUCCAUGAUUCAUGUAUUCUUAUACUGUAAUGCUUGUAGAAUUAGG
Molecule: messenger RNA, 1563 nt
Organism: Papaver somniferum (opium poppy)
Lineage: Eukaryota; Viridiplantae; Streptophyta; Magnoliopsida; Ranunculales; Papaveraceae
Product: pectin acetylesterase 6-like
Exons: 12
Coding region: 126-1418 (430 amino acids)
Biological process (GO): cell wall organization
Cellular component (GO): plant-type cell wall
Molecular function (GO): pectin acetylesterase activity
Source: RefSeq, a predicted model, not a curated record